This is a messenger RNA of Sorghum bicolor (sorghum), 948 nucleotides long. RefSeq lists its product as uncharacterized. The record is from RefSeq and is a predicted model, not a curated record. Lineage: Eukaryota; Viridiplantae; Streptophyta; Magnoliopsida; Poales; Poaceae. The transcript has a single exon. Bases 251 to 640 code for a protein of 129 amino acids.
CCGGCCGCGACCGGCAGCAGCAGCCCCGCCUUGACGAGUCGUCGGCCGGGUGACUCGCGCUCGGGCUCUAUAAAACUCCGUCCUCUCGCCGGCCGGCUACACCCAUCAGUCGACCAGGUCCUCCUCCACUCCACCGCAGACGAGCCAGAGAGAAGCCAUAGCACAAGCACAGGCGCGCAAAGAGAAAGAGCGCCCAGGCCGCCAGGCGCGCCAAGAAGAAAGCACCCGCCCGGUGGUCUACUCCGUCAGUAUGGUUGCGGCGAUCGCGGUGGCGUCGGCGGGGCUCGGGAUGCUGGCGGGCGUCGCCAUGGCCAACAGGUCGUCGUCGUCGUCGUCCGAGGCCGGCGCCGCGCAGUGGAGGCCCGGGGGUGGCCCGGCGCUGCGCUGGGGCGCCCCGCGCUGCGAGGCGUGCGGCGGGUCCGGCAAAGAGGAGUGCCGCCUGUGCGCGCGCUGGUCCGACGCCGCCGGGGCCGCCGCACGCGGGAAGAAGAACGGCCGGUCCGCCGGGUGCGGGGCGUGCGCGGGCACGCGCCGGACGCCGUGCCGGUGCUGCGGCGGGUCCGGGACCGGCCGCCGCGCGCCCGUGCGCAUCGCCACGUCCGCGCGCGCCGCACCGACCGCCCGGACUUCCUCCAGAUGACCACCAGACUACGACCAUCCGUCGCGGCGACGCGCCGAUGCCGAUGACGACGCCGACGCCGACGCCUGUUCGCCUCUCCUCGACCGGGCUCUCCCGGAUCAUGGACGAAGGCCGGCGGCUCGGCGACCUGCUGGCACUGGCACACCGGAAUCACGGCGCGGAGCUGUUGCUGCUGCUUCUUUUUUGGGUGGAGUCGUGGAGAAAAUAUUAUAGAGAGAUUGUAGUAGUAUAUCUUAGCGCACUAGAUUUGUUAGCAAAUUUAUUGAUAUAUAUGCUAUAUUUGCAUACCAAGAUUAGUUUACACCGCA